Aspergillus oryzae RIB40 is the source of this 2760-nucleotide messenger RNA. RefSeq lists its product as uncharacterized. The transcript has 3 exons. NCBI's taxonomy places the organism in Eukaryota, Fungi, Ascomycota, Eurotiomycetes, Eurotiales, Aspergillaceae. Gene Ontology annotation, cellular component: DNA replication preinitiation complex. Gene Ontology annotation, biological process: DNA replication initiation. Bases 1 to 2760 code for a protein of 919 amino acids. The record is from RefSeq and is a predicted model, not a curated record.
AUGGCCUCGCAUGUUUCCUCCAGCGCCCUUGACCCUUUCUCAGUGAAACCCCUCCAAGAGGACGUCACUAACCCGCGCUCCAAAAAGCGGAAAACAUGUCACCUCGAGAAUGACUGGACCAAACAGACUAUCAGCAUUCGGGCUCAUGCCGCAUCCUUAUCCGAUGAACCAUACGUCUUAGAACCGAUUGCCAUUAUUCCGCGCUGCCGAUUGCCGUUGUCAUGGCUGGAUUUCUCCCCCGCCGUGUUGUCCGAUAUACAGCCCGGCAGCUUAUUCGUCGCUAAUAUCCCUGUAUUAGAGAAUGAUUUACGAUUAGAGCCCGUCGUUCUGGCUGUACGACUGGCGUCUGAUGGUGGGCUUUACGUCAUCGAGCGAGUGAAGAAGGGGAUCUAUGCGCUCUCAAAACUAGCUCGCGGUGUGGAAGAAGGGGAUAUCAUUGUUGCUGUGAAAGGGUGGAGUCCAUCGGAGGUGAAACAGGCUCCUCGAUGCAUGUCUCCUAUUCAGGAGGGUGGUGACUGGUGGUUGAUGGCGCAGAUCGAUGACCCCGUCACGGAUCCUCAUUUUCCUACUAAGCGAUCUAAGUUUGACGUUUCUGUCGUUUUCGGCGCUGUGGAUCACGAUGUGCGCAUGCAGGAUGUGUCGCCACCGGUGGAUUCCGGUGAGAGUCGGAGUCAAUCUGUGGCACCUCAGGUAUGUUUGGAGAGGGGCGUGAGUUCUGAUGUUUUCAUGCCUAUUGCGGCGGAUUCUCAAGAGCAUGGGGGUGGUGAUGGCGUCGGGACGGAGUCUAUGAAGAUUGAGUCUCUUCAGUCGCCGCAGGAAAUAUUGGAUAAUCUCAGGGAGCAGUAUCUGCAAGCCCUCUAUAUUUCCAAGACUUCCGUGGCAUACUUUGCUAAAGGUCCGCUGGCACGUUGUCGUACGGCUUUCCAAUCGUCUGAGUCUGGGUCUGCUCAACCCUCGGAGCUCAUUGAGUUUUAUCGAGAGGCUGUUCUUACGGCUAAGAAGAUGGAUCUCAAAUACCGGGAGACAUUGCCUUCGACUCUGAAAGAUGUUGUACUCACUAUUUCGGACGAUGAAUCGACACUUAAAAGGAAGAGAAAAACUAAGAAGAAGAAGCUCGGAAAGAAUGGGCUUUACCCUACAGAGGAACAGUUUAUUCGGACAUGGUGGAAAGGUCGAGCGCUUGCAGAUCAAGGUGUAUCAACCGAGACGUCGCGCGACGCGGAACUCAAGAAGCACGUUGCUGAUCUACGACUACGAGAGACACAGCUUCAGAUCCUUCUCAUUCUCGAAACGAUGGCUCUAGAAGCCGUCAUGGCGGAUGAAGCAAAGUCUACUGGUGACGGGUCCGACAAGACGGAAGUAUCAAAGCCUAAGAAAAUACAAGAUUUGAAAGUUAUGCUUGAACUGCACCUCGAUCGGCUGUGCAUUUGGCAUGCCGUUAGCUUCGACGGUGUUGCCGUCUCUGAUCAAAACAAAGGCUAUGGCGAUAAUGAGUCGGGGGGCAAGAAGGUUGAAAGUGAUGCCGUUCGGGACUUUUGCACUGAGGUCAUCAUACCCUUUUAUGCUUCCCGCCUACCGGAUAAAUGCAAAUCGAUCACCAAGAAACUCGGGGUCCCUAGCGUGCUAUCGCCUUUCCCCAAGAAGGCCCAGCCGAAGAAUAUGCCCCGAGCAGAGCCUGGGGCAGCUGUAGAACGGCAACCAUCGCAAAAGCAUCCUCGUCGUACAUUGCAACGCGUAUUAACGGAUGAACAGACAGCUUCUAAAGGACGUCGACAAUCGCUGAGUCGCUUCAAUACCAUGCCAUCACAGCCCGAGCGGGAAUCGAUAGAACCUUUGUUGCCUUCCUUGAGCGCUAAUGUACGAGGUGGUAUUCAGAAGGCCAAACGAGUAGACAAUCGUGAAGUCGACCUGAACGCUGUGGCCCGGCAACACGAGACCAAGCUGAGGAAGAUGCAAAUGCUCAUGGAUCAGAAGAAGGAGCUCGACGCCGCGAUUAAUGCCCUUCGAAAGCCGAACAGGGAGCUUGUCGCCAAGGACAUUGCCGAAGAUGCUGAGAAGAGACGCACAGGCAGUGCAAGGAAACCGAAAAAUCCUGUCCGCAACCCGUUUGGAGAAGGAGUCCAGGUCGCGGCUACGCCAAAGGGCAGUCGAAAGAGGGACGUAAUCGUUGGCAUGCCCCCUCUUCCCCGAGGCAUGUCGAUGCAUUCAUCUACCCAACCAAAGGCGUCCUCAUUCUUUGGAGGCGACGGAUCACCUGUGGUCCCCGCUUCUACCGCGCGACCCAAAUCAUUCUCUAUCGCUUCCAGCUCCAGAGACACGAACGCGAUCCAGGAAACACCAACGCGACGGCCAACUCAGCUGUUAGGGUCAUUUGAUGGACCAGCAACCAGCGUGGCUGAUUCACCUCUUUCUUCCGGAAACCUCUUCCGCGUACCUCGGCGCCCGAUACCCCGGUCGACCGAUGUGGCACCGACAACGCCCGUCGCAUCGCGGCGCACCAAGUCUCGUCCAGACAUAGUCACGGAACCGACCAGUUCACUCGUGAUGGAAACUCCACCGAGACAAAACCUCACAGUGCCACUUAUCCAGGCCGACGGGCCAACAGAAGUGGCCGCAGAUACGCCAGCGAAGGUGCUCGGAACACCAGUCAAGGGCUCUACCAGAUUAUCUGUCCCGACAAGCACCGCGGUGCCGGUGACACCCGAGAAAUCAAUCUAUGCGCACCUGGGAUGGGACGACGAUGACGAUCUUGGUCUGUAA